Coregonus clupeaformis (lake whitefish) is the source of this 2649-nucleotide messenger RNA. RefSeq names its product chordin-like protein 2. The coding region runs from base 875 to 2233 and encodes 452 amino acids. The transcript has 11 exons. The record is from RefSeq and is a predicted model, not a curated record. Gene Ontology annotation, molecular function: protein binding. Lineage: Eukaryota; Metazoa; Chordata; Actinopteri; Salmoniformes; Salmonidae.
AUGCUUUGUGGCCUCUGUACUUUAAUUUCUAAUUGGGCAGUUCUCCAACACGAAGUACCAUGCGUCGGCCCUUCAGUCCUCGUCUCACAUCUGCAAAUGAUCUUGACUGUGGAAGCAAGCUUAAUCUUUUUCGCGGCCAUCUCCAUUUCUCAACCAUCGGACCCACUUGACAUCGGGGGCGUCGACUCCGUGGCCUAUCUCUCUGAUGUCUGUCAUGACGGGGCCUCAGACUUUGUGGCCCUCCACGGCGACCCAGGCGCUGGUCGUUGCGUUGAGCAAGCAGCGCCACUUGCGCACGGGUCCUAACCAUUGUGCUCCAGUAAGAGGGUGAUUCUCCGUAUUGAAAGGUCUUAUCUGCCUUAGAAUCUUUGACAAAUGAGCAGCAGGAUUUUGAGCUCAAGGAGGGCAUGUCAUUUCCAUUAUGUCAUCAUAGGCUCCCAUCCCAUUUUUAUUAUGACAUCACAGGCUCCCAUCCCACUUUCAUUAUAUAAUGUCACUGAAAUGUCUAAUAGGGUUUAUUUUAGGGCUACAUGUGCAUUUUAGAGACAGUAUUAAUAUGCUCUAUACCUCCAAUUAGUAAUUUGACAAUAUAGGCGUUAGGCCUACUUGACAACCAACACCCUUAAAGAGACUUAUUCAUUCCAUCCUCUUUCUUUGAAAGCAAAUGAUUUCAAAGUCCUGACCUGAACUUUGACAACAUCACAUCAUUCACUUCACCCCAGUUUAUAAAUUGGCGUAUUCUUCCUGUAGGAGGCGCCUUCGAUGAAAACCAAGAAUAAAUUCGUGCUUUUAUGGGGAGUUUCACACUGUCCUGGGGUUUGCUGUCGCAGUUGGUGCUAUUUCAUUUCAUGUUGACAAGGACUUAUCCCCCAACAUGAAGCAUAUUUUCUUAUUCAUUUGCAUCCGUUUGUUCGCUGGUUGUGCUGCGGAUGUUAUAAGAACAAGAAAAGUGUCUGCAGUUUUCUGUUCUUUCAAAGACAAAACAUACAGUCCAGGAGACAGCUGGCAUCCUUAUCUGGAACCCUUUGGAUUCAUGUUUUGUAUGCGGUGUUCCUGCACUGAGACAGGCCAUGUGAAAUGUAACACAAUUAAGUGUCCUACUCUGCGGUGUGAGAACCCAGUGACUGACUCUCAGCAGUGCUGCCCUCACUGUACAGAUGAGCCUAGGAUUCCAGCAGGCUUGAGAGCCCCAGUGAAGUCCUGCCGGUAUAAUGGAACUUUCUACCAACCAGGGGAGACCUUUACCAACCAUGACCUCUUCCCAUCUCGACAAACCAACCAGUGUGUCAUGUGCACAUGUUCGAAUGGAAAUAUCUUCUGUGCUCUGAAAACUUGCCAGCCGCUGACCUGCUCCUCACCAGUCUCAUUCCCAGAUACCUGCUGUCUGGUGUGCAAAGAUGGUGGCAUUAAUGGAUACUCAUCAGUGGAGGAUGUAGGCCAACAGCUGAACCGAGGCGUUAGGCAUUCAGUGGACCAGUGUGCUGGAGAGCUGCUCCGAGGGCGGUCUGUCGGUUCUACUCCAUCCACAGUCAGGGGUACUCCCAGAGGCCUGAGCCUGCCCAAACUCCACUUCAAAGGUGCUGCAGAGACCACAGUGAAUUUCCUGCUGCAGAAAAAGCACCAGAAGGCAUGUCAGUACAGCGGCAACACAUACUCUCAUGGUGAUGUGUGGCACCCAGUCCUGGGGAAGGUCCUGGAGUGCAUCCUAUGCACCUGUAAGGAUGGCAUGCAGGACUGCAAACGCCUCACAUGUCCUAGCCAGUAUCCAUGCCAACAUCCCGUUAAAACCGAGGGGAAGUGCUGCAAGAUUUGUCCAGAACUUAAUGCUGAGAGCAACAGGACUGACUGUUACAUGAACAUGAAUCUUGGACAUGACAAUAACAACCUCUUGGUGUACAAAGUUAAGCCAUCAUCAAAGGUUCACACAGAGGACACAGUUAGGAUAAUUGCUAUUGAAAGACAAGGGACUGCUGAAGUUGAAGUGCAAGUAUGGAAGACAGUAGGAGGAGUUUUACAGUUAAUGGAAACUGGGGAUGUUCUGAAGAAAGACCUUAUAGAUAAUCCAGAUAACUACACUUUACUGGCAACAUUGGAUGAAGAGACUUGGAAAAGAUUCAAGGAGGAAGAAGACAAUCAUAAGGAAUUUCCCAAUCCCAGGACCUGUGAGGAUGGGAUCCGGGAGGUAGUGAAGUUCUUGUACCCAGACCAGCUGGAAAGCCUGUGCUCAUCUUAACUCUCAUCGCUUGACUUUGAAGUUACAUAUUUACUAUGGCGGACAUCAAUGGAAAAUGCACAGCAUUCAUAUGCAUCUCAUUAAACAUGAAACAUAGCACUGCUUAUUGGUUAUAGAAUAACAAGCUUUUGUUUAUUUUGAAAUGGCAUCAUAACUCAUAACAAUGUGAUGUUCCAUAUUCUCAGUAACAAUUAGUCAGCAGAAUUGUCAACAUUGUUGAUAGCAUUUUGUAGUAGAAGAAACCAAAAUGGAAAAAAAUACUUUAAAUGAAUUACAGUUGUAUCUCAUUUUUGUUUUCUGGCAUACAGGAAUACAUUAAAAACGGUAUUAUCUAAAAAAUACAGGUGUACAUGUAUACUACCGUUCAAAAGUUUGGGGUCACUUAGAAAUGUCCUUGUUUUUAUUUUUAUUUUUAU